Arabis nemorensis is the source of this 711-nucleotide messenger RNA. NCBI's taxonomy places the organism in Eukaryota, Viridiplantae, Streptophyta, Magnoliopsida, Brassicales, Brassicaceae. The record is from the annotation of a GenBank genome assembly.
AUGACAAGGAUCCCCAACAUGACAACACUCAAUCAUCUCUUUGAUCUCCCUGGACAGAUUUGCCAUGUCCAGUGUGGUUUUUGCACCACUAUUUUGCUGGUUAGUGUACCAUUCACCAGCCUGUCAAUGGUGGUGACAGUGAGAUGUGGGCAUUGCACAAGCCUCCUCUCUGUCAAUUUGAUGAAGGCUUCCUUCAUUCCUCUCCAUCUCCUCGCUUCUCUCUCCCAUCUCGAUGAGGUUCCCGCCAAGGGGAAAGAGGAGGUUGCAGCUACAACAGAUGGUGUGGAAGAAGAAACAUGGAAGGUGAAUCAGGAGAAGGAGAACAGCCCAACGACUUUGGUUACAUCUUCAGACAAUGAAGAUGAAGAUAAAGAUGUAUCUCGUGUUUACCAAGUUGUCAAUAAACCACCUGAGAAACGACAAAGAGCUCCUUCUGCUUACAAUUGCUUUAUCAAGGAAGAGAUCAGGAGGUUAAAGGCGCAGAAUCCAAGCAUGGCUCACAAGGAAGCUUUCAGCUUAGCUGCCAAAAAUUGGGCCCAUUUCCCUCCAGUGCACAACAAGAGAGCUGCUUCAGAUCAAUGUUUUUGCGAGGAAAAUAACAAUGCAGUAUUACCAUGCAAUGCACUCGAGGACCAUGAAGAAAGCAAUAAUGGGUUCCGAGAGAGAAAGGCUCAAAGGCAUUCCAUUUGGGGAAAAUCUCCAUUUGAGUAA